This is a messenger RNA of Cottoperca gobio, 531 nucleotides long. RefSeq names its product snaclec purpureotin subunit beta-like. NCBI's taxonomy places the organism in Eukaryota, Metazoa, Chordata, Actinopteri, Perciformes, Bovichtidae. The coding region runs from base 1 to 531 and encodes 176 amino acids. The record is from RefSeq and is a predicted model, not a curated record. The transcript has 2 exons.
AUGGAAUCCUUUUGGAUCGGUCUGUUCAGAGACGCCUGGAUGUGGUCAGAUGGGAGCAGUUCCUCUUUCAGACAGUUUAACGAGCAGCAGAUUAAAGGUUAUGCAGCUGAUAUGAAAUGUGCUGUGACCACGUUGAAUGAUGGAUGGAAGCAAAGUGACUGUAGUGACAGAAAACCCUUCUACUGCUAUGACGAUAAAGUGAUCCUGAUCAAAGAGGCCAAGACGUGGGACGAGGCCUUGAAUUACUGCAGAGAGAAGCACCAGGACCUGAUCUCCAUCACUAACCCUCACCAGCAGAGAUGGGUACAAGAGAGAGCCAAGGAUGCCGACACUCCCUUCGUCUGGGUGGGAAUGCGCCCCACCUGCACUCUGAGUCGAUGCUUCUGGCUCAGUGGCCAGCUGUUCUGCUAUGACAAGUGGGCGUCAGACAAAAAGACAGAGAAGUCUAACAUGGCUGCAGCCAUGGACAGAGAAGGGAAGGGGUUUGAAAAGGCCAACACUAACACCUUUAAUUUCAUCUGCACUUUAUAG